AUGGGAAGCGGUGCCGUUUUUAGUUAUGGUGACAAUGGAAGGAUAACAAUAUCUCAGAACCUUGGAUUCCUAGGCCUAAGUUACAGUUCUCCAAUUCUUGUGUGUGCCAUGGGCCUAAUGAUCCCAACUUUUUCCUUCCUGCUCUCCGUCAUUCUCAGAAGGACAAGGCUAGAUUGGAGAAGCUCAAGCUUCCAGGCCAAAGUAAGUGGGACAAUAAUAUCAAUCACUGGGGCAGUAGCGGUUGAACUCUACAAGGGUGCAUAUAUAAGAACAUCUUCAGUUUCUUCUUCACCUGGGAAGCAACUUCAAGUCUUAGCACAGAAAGCACUUUUGGUCUUCUCCCCAGAACCAACAGAACAUUGGGUUGUGGGUGGCAUUUUGCUGGCAUCUGCUUCUUUAUCUGUCUCAGUAUGGAACAUCAUUCAGCUGGGAACCAUGAAACUAUAUCCAGAAGUGGAAGCAAUGGAAGUGGUAACUUUUUAUAGCUUGCUUGGGACAAUACAGAGCGCAAUAUUAUCCUUGUUCUUAAAAAGAAACCCAAGUGCUUGGAGAUUAAAACUCAACAUGGAGCCCCUUCUCAUUAUUUUAACAGCAAUUUUUGGGGGUCUAGUUCGAAGCCGGGUUCACAAUUGGUGCAUGAGCAUAAAGGGUCCAUACUAUGUACCGCUGUUCAAGCCAUUUGGGAUUGUUUUUGCUACCAUUUUUGGUGUCAGCUUAUCUGCAAAUAGUCUGCAUUAUGGAAGUGUGAUAGGAUCAGUAGUAAUUGGAAUGGGGUAUUUUGUAAUAUCAUGUGGACAAAUCAGAGAAGAUGAAGGGCAGCAAGACCAACAAUGUGUUGAUGAGAGGCUGGAAUCUAAUUCUGAGAGGAAAGUCCCUCUCUUGCAAGAAGAAAAUAAUGGAUAGAUUAAUCUCAAACAGAAGGGAAAGCUUGAGCGUUGAGAAGAAAGAAGGCUCCUUGCAUUCUCACUUGGUUUCGAGAUCAUUUCAUCAAGCUUUAUAUCUGAUAAUUACGAGGGAACAUGCAUCAUUCUUUUUUUCUUUUUCUUUUUUUGUGAAU
Prunus dulcis (almond) is the source of this 1057-nucleotide messenger RNA. Its product is annotated as WAT1-related protein At1g70260-like. The transcript is spliced from 7 exons. Lineage: Eukaryota; Viridiplantae; Streptophyta; Magnoliopsida; Rosales; Rosaceae. Bases 1 to 903 code for a protein of 300 amino acids. Gene Ontology annotation, molecular function: transmembrane transporter activity. The record is from RefSeq and is a predicted model, not a curated record. Gene Ontology annotation, cellular component: plasma membrane.